Molecule: messenger RNA, 1224 nt
Organism: Aspergillus puulaauensis
Lineage: Eukaryota; Fungi; Ascomycota; Eurotiomycetes; Eurotiales; Aspergillaceae
Exons: 8
Coding region: 1-1224 (407 amino acids)
Molecular function (GO): FAD binding; monooxygenase activity
Source: RefSeq, a predicted model, not a curated record
AUGACAAAGUCACAGCCAUUAAGGGUCGUCAUUGUCGGCGCUGGCUUUGCCGGUCUCACGGCUGCUAUUGCGCUGGGGAGGGAGGGGCAUCGGGUUGUGGUGCUGGAAAAGUCCCGCUUCAAUAAAGAAACCGGGGCUGCGAUUAAUUCGGCGCCGAAUUGUACCAAGAUGCUAGAGUGGCUUGGUGUCAACGUGAAGGAGCAUGGUGGGACUUUGCUGGGAGAGAUGUGUCGAUAUGACCAUGAAGGGGAAUGGAAGUACUCCCAGGAAUUUGGCCCUGUUCGGCAGUCAUGGCAGGCUGAAUACUACUUUAUACACAGAGCCGAUCUACAUACCGCCCUGAAGCAGCAAGCCCAGAAGGUAGCGACAAUCCAUACCGGGUGCAGAAUUGUCAGCGUCGGCGUGUCCAGCGAUAACCCCUCUGUCGUGCUCGAUGACGGGCGGGUCUUUGCGGCUGAUUUAUUGAUCGGUGCUGACGGUCUUCAUUCCGUCGUGCGCAAGCAAAUCGCACCCAGCUCGUCGCAGCCCUAUCCUACAGACAAAGCCUGCUUCCGGUGGCUUCUCCCAACAAACGAGAUUCGAACCCUUGACGUGACCAAGAAUAUUAUCCAGCCCGGGCGAUUCAUAGAGUGGACCUCAGGAACAACAAGGCUGGUGGUGUAUCCUUGUUCAAACAAUGAGGUUCUCAACCUGUGUGCCUUUAUACCUACGGCGCAGGUUGAGGCUGCAGGAAACGCAAGCAGUAGAGAAAUCGUGAUGAGAGAGUUUGACGAGUAUUGUCCUACCGUCCAGAAGCUCGUCGAAAGCACCGACGAAGGCUUGAAGGCCUGGCAGUUAUACGACAUGGACCCUCUACCACGCUGGGUCUCUCGACGCGCUGCUUUGAUCGGGGAUGCAGCUCACCCAUUCCAACCAUUCCUCGGCCAAGGAGGCGCAAUGGCGAUCGAGGACGGCGUUUCACUGGCAACUUUCUUGCCCCUGGGCACGGCCCCGAGCGAGAUACCAGGUCGUCUAGAAUUGCAUGAGAAAGCGCGUCGCCCGAGGGUCGAGAUGGCGCUGAAGUACACUCGGAUGAACGCGGGAGAUGAGGAUGGCUCAUCGGAGCGUCGUAUCACUGCAGCGGAGAUGAUAGGAUUUAUGGGGGCUCUUUUCUCGCAUGAUGAAUUGGUGCAUUCAGAAACUAUUCUGCAGGAAAGCCUGGUUGGUAGUGGUUCCAAUACUUAA